Molecule: messenger RNA, 1098 nt
Organism: Exophiala spinifera
Lineage: Eukaryota; Fungi; Ascomycota; Eurotiomycetes; Chaetothyriales; Herpotrichiellaceae
Exons: 2
Coding region: 1-1098 (365 amino acids)
Biological process (GO): purine nucleoside catabolic process
Cellular component (GO): cytosol
Molecular function (GO): purine nucleosidase activity
Source: RefSeq, a predicted model, not a curated record
AUGCCAUUUGACAAGAUACCAUUAUGGCUAGACUGCGAUCCAGGCUACUCACAUUCUCAGGAUGCAUGUGCCAUCUUGAUGGCAGCAUACCACCCAUGUUUCGAGCUCCUGGGCAUCUCGACAGUGCACGGCAACGCAUCACUGCAAAAGUGCACGAACAAUGCCCUCAGCGUCCUCGAGGCCAUAGGCAAACCCGAGAUACCCGUCGUCCCAGGCGCUUCCCGGCCCUUCUGCCGCACAGUCAAUACGGCACCUGACAUUCAUGGAGAAAGCGGCCUGGCCGGCACGUCGCUACUGCCCCAACCGUCACGAGUGGCCCUGUCGCAUUGCAAUGCAGUCAAAGAGAUGCGAGACGCUCUUCUCGCAAAACCCAAGGGCACCUCGUAUCUGGUCACUUGCGGCCCGCUCACCAAUGCCGCUCUCCUGUUUGCAACGUUUCCCGAGGUCGCGGAACACAUUGCCGGCUUCUCAGCCAUGGGCGGUGCCAUCGGGUCCAACUUCACAAACGUCUCCAUGGGCCCAGCAUAUCUCGAUCCACAAGGCGUCUCUCACGACCGGAGUGGCAACAUGACACCUUUCGCCGAGUUCAACAUCUGGGUAGACCCAGAAGCGGCUCGGUCAAUACUUCAGAACCCAGUGCUGCAGCCUAAGACCAUAUUGAUCCCGCUGGACCUCACACACCAAGCCUAUGCCACUCCGGAGGUCCAAAAAAUGCUUCUCAACCACGGAAACCCAUCGCGGUUACGCGUAAUGUUCAAUGAGCUUCUGAUGUUCUUCGCUCAAACCUACGCUCAAGUAUUCGGCUUGACCGAGGGACCACCCCUGCACGACCCUCUCGCCGUGGCCGUCUUGCUGGACCAGCACCCGGACGAGGACGCGAGGAUAGCAUUUGACGACAAAGGUGGUGAGAGAUGGGACGUGGAUGUCAUCCUGGAAGGUGAACAGGUUGGCCGUACCACCAUCACGAAAGCACCUUCAGGCCAGGGCGUGCGGAUACCCAGGUCCCUCGAUGCUGAUAAGUUUUGGCAUGUGCUGGAAUACUGUAUGGGCAGGGCAGAUGAAGCCACGAAUUUUGGCAAAGCUACUACAUCCAAGUAG